Hyaloscypha bicolor E is the source of this 1080-nucleotide messenger RNA. RefSeq lists its product as uncharacterized. The record is from RefSeq and is a predicted model, not a curated record. NCBI's taxonomy places the organism in Eukaryota, Fungi, Ascomycota, Leotiomycetes, Helotiales, Hyaloscyphaceae. Bases 1 to 1080 code for a protein of 359 amino acids. The transcript is spliced from 3 exons.
AUGGCAGACGCAACACUCCUCGACAAAGUCCACGACUUGAGCGACUUGGAACUUGCAGCGCUGAUCUGCCUCGUUGCCCAAGAGCACUGUAUCAUUGAUACAGAACCUGAUGCUCUUGAUGAUUUAGUUCAGGAGCUCGAACUAGUAGCAUCAAAGGUCUUCGGCGUGACCCACGCUGUCAUAGAUUGCUCCGAACACACUUCUCUUGAUGACUUCGCCCACGCAAUCCUCUCUGUAGAAGCAAUUCCGACUCGGUCGAACUCACCCGUGAGAACUCGACAAGACUAUUUCCUACACUCGCCUGCAUUUGGGUCCAUGUCACGUUCGCCAGUUACGGAUAGCUUUGGAGACAACAAAACGAUUGCAAAUGUAAUAAUCGCCAAGAACCUCGAUGAAGCUCCACGGCAAGUUCAAAUACAGGCAUUGGAACUUAUGAGAACGAAGCGGAUAUACACCAGGACUUCUGUACAGAAUGCGCCGAAGCGGUUCUUGUUCAUCGCGUUAUUGGCAGGUGGCGAAGGUCCUAGGUUGACGAAGCACCUGAAUGACUACAUGUUCAUCUCGCACUUCCAUGACCCAGAGGAUGGUUUCCCGAACCUGGAAGAUAUAUAUGAUGAUGGGAGUUCAAUUUCUUCUGUUGUUAAGAAAAGUCCUUCCCAGGAACCGGAUGUUACCUCUGACGCGAGGAUAUCUGCAGCUGAUAUCGAGCAUCUGACUGAGUUGAGUCACCAUACUACAGUCUGCGUGGAAGUCAAACAAUAUCAACAAAACAUUAUUUCGUUCCUGCGGCUCCACCGUGCUGUAGCUGGAGGCAUCUCGGCCCCUGCAACAAAGCAUUUUGACAAGUUGGCUAGAUGCCUCGCUCCUCUCCACGAUUUAUCUUAUGCAACACCGUCACUCGUUUCUCUCGCAGCCAGGAAAAUAUAUCUGCAUCGUGUCCAAAUUGUGAAGCCGGAAAAGGAACGCAGCAUGCAAUGGGGGAGUGACCUUGAUGCCGUGGCAACCUUGUUGGAAGGAAUCGGAGCCGAGGAUGUCAUUGAAGAUGUUCUUGGAACCGCGGGAGCUGAAACUCCUUUGUAG